AUGGCGAGCGGAAACCCUUCGGCGAAAUUAGACAAGCUCCCGAUUGAGCUCCUGCAUCAAAUUUACAAAAUACCGGAAAACGAAAACUUCCUUGCACUUCGAAGUACCUGUCGAAUCUUAUACAAUGCCAGUCCUCGUGAGUUAGUGCAGCGGUUCGAGGACCGUUUCACGGACGCAGUGUUUAGAAUUACUCCUCUCGAUCUCGAACUCAUGCUUUGGCUCUCUGGGGAUCCUCUUUUUCGGCAUUACUUCCAGCAGGUGUCCCUUAUCGGUCAAUACCUACCUCAGUACACUUUUGAUAUCUUAGAGAGCCAAAUUCCUGGACAGGGUGUGACCUUCAUCCCAGAAAGCAUUAAGCAGAUCUUCGCUAAAUCUCCAUAUCUAGAUUGGGAGGGGUUGCUCGAGUUUAAACAUUCCCCCGACGUCGUCCAUAUCCUGACGCAGAUUUUUACCAACUUGAAAGGUGCCAAAGGCCUGCACACAAUUAAUAUCGACGGCGGCUUCGAAGAGGCCCUUGCAGCUUUAAAAGAAAGCCGCUUAGAGAACGUGGCAGUGUUCGUGAUCUGGCCUGAGGCAUUGCGCAAAGAUGGUGACUCUAAGCUUUGGAGCUAUGUUCCUCUUUCGACAGGAAGCUUAAGGGGCAUCAUUGUCCGGUUUGAAGGUCUUCAUGGACAUAAAGGGUACGACCCCUCGCAUCCUAGCAUGAGAGCUCUAAUCAAGGCGACACGAGAUGUUCCCGAAAUAACUAUCUACGGUUGCAAACGCGAUUCUUGGGUUCACUUCUGCCCCGGAUGCUACAAUCUCUUCACAAAAUCAUUCUCCACUAUUAGCUUCCCAAAUCUUCGAAGUCUCAAACUUGUUCACCUCUACAUAUCUGGGUAUAGCUUUAGGACCUUUAUCGCGCAGCACUCCAAGACCCUUACAAAUUUCGAAAUGAUGGAUGUCAGACUUAUAUCGGAUUCAUGGAAGGCCUUAUUUCAUCAAUUACAGGACUUUGGCACUCUCAAGCUCCUUCGGCUGGCAGGCCUGUAUCAAAAUGUUCACGAGGGAAGAAAAACAAUAGGUGGACCGGGCAGACCUCCCCCGCGUAAUCAGGUUGAUGUACGCGGGGAUAGUAUUGCACCCUUCUUAGUGGAAUCUGUGCAAAACUUUGGCAUCUUUACGUAUUGUCAGAUGUACUUGAAAUUUGCGGAGGUUGAAUUGCUGGUGAUUCCUGGAAUAAGUGAGGAAGUGGACCGUGAAAUUAUGUUAGCCCAGCUUUUGAACGGCACGUUUUGA
Messenger RNA from Lindgomyces ingoldianus, 1278 nucleotides. RefSeq lists its product as uncharacterized. NCBI's taxonomy places the organism in Eukaryota, Fungi, Ascomycota, Dothideomycetes, Pleosporales, Lindgomycetaceae. Bases 1 to 1278 code for a protein of 425 amino acids. The record is from RefSeq and is a predicted model, not a curated record. The transcript has a single exon.